AUAGAGUCAUAAUUAUCGCAGAAAUUGAGUUUAAAGUACGCCGCAAAAAGCGACCGUGCGCAACGGUGGUGGGGAGCAGAACCAGCAAAUGAUCUGCCGGGGACCUCCCGCUGACGUUGUAGGGGGGGCGCUCGCUGAUUGGUACAGAGAAAUGCUGUCUGCUACUCAGCUGUCGUCUGCUACUCAGCUGUUCGGGGCUCUGAAAAAGCAUUACUCUGGCUCGGUCAUGAUUUCCUAAAAUUCACGGUGCCUUGUUCUACGAAACACAUGAUUCAUUUAUCGCUAUCACUAACGCUACGGAAUCACAAGACUGCAGAACAGUGCAACAGUUGCUGUAAUACCGGCCGCAGCAAACAGCUGUUUCUUUAUCGUCGAAGGUAUUUAGAAGAGAUGACUGUAUUUUGUUUCCGUAUAUUUUUAACGCGAAUUUAUUGCUUCUAUCGCCUCAAAGAAACGUCCUUCAAAAGAGAUCUUACAGUAGACGGAUCACCGCGCACACUGCUAUAUAAACCCUAACACAACCGUCACUGGUCCUCUCAUUUCAGCUAGUUUUACGUAAGCGCAACGCGGCUGAAACUGUGUGUGGUAAUCGGUGCCUUGCCUGACGCAAUCCGCUGCAAUCCUGCGUAAUGCGUGUGUGCGGCGUUCGUGGCUGUGUAAACACCAAAGAAUCCCGCUCUGGUGGACGAAAGGGACCGGGUAUUCGCUAUCACAAGGUUCCAAAGAACGAGCCCGCACGGACCACAUGGCUGAGGUUGAUAGGACGUGAUGCCGUCCCACAGGACUUCGAAAUCUCCGUCUGUUAUUUGCACUUCCGAUCGGACGAUUACGUAUUGAACAUGGCACUCGCGGACGCGUCCGGAGUUGGGAGAUUCCGAGGUAGACUGACGCCUGGCGCGACGCCGUCGUUGAACCUGCCGACGGGCGAUCAGCAUGCAGUGCAACAGAAAAACAAGGCCAGCCUGUGUAUCCCAGAAGGAUGUGACAGCCAAGCUAGUGAUGGUAACACUGCAUGGACUGGCUCCAUGGUUCUUGCUUCCCAACCUGGUAACGAAGAAAGCAGCCACGCAUCUGAAACAGUGUGUGCUUCCCCUGCACUUCUGUCUCCCAAUGCUUCCCAACAUGGUAACGAAGAAAGCAGCCACGCAUCUGAAACAGUGCGUGCUUCCCCUGGAUUUCUGUCUCCCGAUCUCGACACGACCCCUCCAAACAUCCUGGAGUGCAUGAACUGUGGAUGCAAGCAGCUCAAAAGCACAUGUUCAACCGAAGAGAAAGGCACACAGUAUUCUCCACCGAAGGAGUCAAGAUGGACUCAAACAGUACUUACGAAGACUAGAACAACUGGCACACAAGCAAAUCGUAAUGUUGCGGCGCUGCAGACAUCAUGUACUCAGACAAGUGAAGAGCUUUGUCAAACUCAGCUACAGGACAGUGGGCUUCCUUGGCAGUCAAUGCAAACAUCCUGCAACCGGACAAGUGAGGAGCCCCAUCAAGCUAACCAACAAGACACCGCAGUGCAAUGGGAACCAAAGCGUUGUUCCACACCAGUUAUGGACGUGACAGAGAGCAGUAUCGGUGACACCGAAAACCCAGCAGACACUACAUAUGUACCGAGUAACGACAGUGUUCUCAGUGACCGCCAUCAAUACCGGUCUGUGGAUCCACAGGAGGAGCCAAAAUACAUAGUGUUUGAAAGCAAACUGAAGGAACUCUUUCGUGUAUGUACCACAUGUUUGAGUCCAUGCACUUCGUCAUUCAGCUGUGUCGGAUCCCUGCUUCGAGUGAAGUGCUACUGUCCAGAUGGCCACAUUUUCUGUUGGGAAAGCCAGCCGUACAUAGCCAAUAAGCCUGCUGGGAAUGUACUUUUGUCAGCUGCCAUUCUAUUCAGCGGAGCCAGCCCAAUACCAACACUGCGUAUGCUUCAACUGAUAAAUGUCAAGGCCAUCUGUGACAACACAUUUUUCUGCUACCAGCGAGGCUACCUUCUUCCCGCAAUAACAGAGGUAUGGAUACAACACCAAGCCACACUCCUGGUUGAGAUGCAGGGCAGGAGAAUCAACUUAGCUGCUGACGGACGGUGUGAUUCACCUGGACAUAAUGCAAAAUACCUUUCCUACAACUUCUACAACUGGGAGUUGAACAAAGUCAUCCACACUGUCCAGGUCCAGUCCAAUGAAGUGGCGUCAAGCUACCACAUGGAGCUGGAAGCAUUGAAACGUGGGCUGGAAGAGCUGAAAGACUUCAAUGUUGCGGUAGACACCCUAACAACAGAUAGGCAUGCCAGUGUCAGAAAAUACAUGCGCACAUCAUAUCCAACUGUGAAGCAUCAGUUUGAUGUUUGGCAUGUCUCCAAAGGCAUCCGCAAGAAGCUCAUGAGUGCGAGCAAGACAAAGGGGUGUGAAGCACUUGAGCUGUGGACAAAGCCUGUUGUCAACCACCUUUACUUCUGUGUCACUCACUGUGAAGGGGACACAGAGCAAGCUCUCUCAAUGUGGAAGAGCCUCAACAACCAUGCUUGCAAUGUCCAUGAGGGUCACGAGGGUUCUUAUACGCGCUGUUUGCACCCUCUCCUCGACGACACGAAGCGACCAUGGCUCAUUCCUGGAUCACAGCCGCAGAAAAAGCUAGCCAGUAUAACAUUGUCAAAGUACCUCCUCAAGGACAUCCCGAGCCUUUCUCCUGAUGUGCAGACUUCAAGCUUGGAGGCAUUCCACAGCCUCCUCAUCAGGUUUGCUCCAAAGUCUGUUGGGUAUGGCCCCAAAACCAUGAAGUGCAGGACAUAUCUCGCAAUCCUGCAUUUCAAUGAGAACUCUGCCAGGGCGCAUGCUUUCACGGAGGACGGGGAACUACGCUAUCUCCUGAAACGGUCCAAGGUGUACUCUGGAGAGUAUGUUGCACUGCCCAUCAAGGAGGAGCCUACCUUCAACUAUGUGCACAAGCUUCUCAAGAAAGUGGUAGAGCUGUGCGAUAGGUGGCCUACGUUUGAUGCAGCAUGGGCUGCAAACCCUCCUGAGGAGCUCCCCAGCCUGACAAGCAGCCAGCCCCCCAUGGAUAAGCAGGCACUGAUAGAGGCCAGGCAACACCGCUUACGGCCUUGUGCAUGCUGCCUGUGCUGCAAAACUCCAGGUUUGAACCCUGUAUAAAACGUAGACGGAAACUUGUCCCGGAUGGCCCACACUACGCAGGAUGGCAGCACACGCCUAUCUCCCUCUUCGAGGCGCCCCCAAAGCCACGAUGCACAUUGUUUGUAGGCAACAUGGCGGUAUCUCCUCAAGGAAAGUGUUUGACGAUCACACAAGAAGCAGCACAAUUUGAGAUAAGACAUGUAAGAACAAACUCAAGAAAAAGACUGCAUAGUGACAACUCAAAGAAUAAAUACAGCCACCGAUGAGGAGCAAAAAGCAAACUUUACUCAAAGGUAACUCAAUGGCAUUUCUUCUCUCAGGCAAAUAUUGGUAACUGCUAAUUUUGUUUUCCACUUUCCUCGAGCGUAAGAGCCCCAGAAUUCCAGCAAGGCAUCAGUACCAAAUUUGUGCCAAAUUAUUUUGGGGUAGGCACUUUUCAACCACGUUGCUUGUUACGCUUCCCCUUCGCAGUGCAACUGUAUGUCCCUAGACUUAUGAUUAUCAAUACCAGAUUUCAUCAGGUGUCACUGCAACUAAGGAACAGCAUUUCAUUGCCUGGAGAAAGGCAUACAGCCACCGAUGAGGAGCAAAAAGCAAACUUUACUCAAAGGUAACUCAAUGGCAUUUCUUCUCUCAGGCAAAUAUUGGAAACUGCUAAUUUUGUUUUCCACUUUCCUCGAGCGUAAGAGCCCCAGAAUUCCAGCAAGGCAUCAGUACCAAAUUUGUGCCAAAUUAUUUUGGGGUAGGCACUUUUCAACCACGUUGCUUGUUACGCUUCCCCUUCGCAGUGCAACUGUAUGUCCCUAGACUUAUGAUUAUCAAUACCAGAUUUCAUCAGGUGUCACUGCAACUAAGGAACAGCAUUUCAUUGCCUGGAGAAAGGCAUACAGCCACCGAUGAGGAGCAAAAAGCAAACUUUACUCAAAGGUAACUCAAUGGCAUUUCUUCUCUCAGGCAAAUAUUGGAAACUGCUAAUUUUGUUUUCCACUUUCCUCGAGCGUAAGAGCCCCAGAAUUCCAGCAAGGCAUCAGUACCAAAUUUGUGCCAAAUUAUUUUGGGGUAGGCACUUUUCAACCACGUUGCUUGUUACGCUUCCCCUUCGCAGUGCAACUGUAUGUCCCUAGACUUAUGAUUAUCAAUACCAGAUUUCAUCAGGUGUCACUGCAACUAAGGAACAGCAUUUCAUUGCCUGGAGAAAGGCAUACAGCCACCGAUGAGGAGCAAAGAGCAAACUUUACUCAAAGCAUAACAUCCCUGACAUUGCAGUCUUCCAGCAAGGCAUCACCUGCACUAUCACCUGGAGUUGAAUUUAUUCUAAUGUGCUUGAUGUUAAACAUACCUUAUGACGGUACAUUUUGUUUGUUGAUAGUGUAACAAAGCCAAAGUAGGCUUUAGGAGCAACAAUAAAAAAAUAAAAGUCAA
This is a messenger RNA of Ornithodoros turicata, 4547 nucleotides long. RefSeq lists its product as uncharacterized. The record is from RefSeq and is a predicted model, not a curated record. The transcript is spliced from 18 exons. The coding region runs from base 630 to 3143 and encodes 837 amino acids. Lineage: Eukaryota; Metazoa; Arthropoda; Arachnida; Ixodida; Argasidae.